Messenger RNA from Sinocyclocheilus rhinocerous, 2493 nucleotides. RefSeq lists its product as uncharacterized. The record is from RefSeq and is a predicted model, not a curated record. The transcript is spliced from 2 exons. Lineage: Eukaryota; Metazoa; Chordata; Actinopteri; Cypriniformes; Cyprinidae. The coding region runs from base 25 to 1500 and encodes 491 amino acids.
UAUGAAAAGGCCUCCACAAUAACUAUGGGGUACCCAGUUGUACUCUACACUCACCAUAAAGUAGUAGAACUGAUAGAACAAGGGAAGUUUGUCUUGACUCCUUCUAGAUGUAUAGCUUACUCAACAUUGCUGACCUUCCCAGACAUUACAAUUAAGAGAUGCACAACAGUAAAUCCAGCGGGUUUCAUACCAUUACAAUAUUAUUUACAUUGUGGUAGAUUUUACUCCCGAUACUGUGAAAAUAUCACGGGAAGAAUGUAUUCCUAUUGCCCAGCAGAAUGUUUGACUAUGUUAGGGAACAAAGAUUUCCAUAAAUUCUACAAACAACCAGGGUGGGGGGAUGAAUGUCAACGAAUGGAUAUUAGAAUUGACAUUAGGAAAAGAGAAACUCCUGUAGCUUAUGUAAUUGAUCGAACACUCGAAUAUGAGUGUUUUAACAAAUCAAAAGGGAAACAUGACCUGGGAAAAUUCAGUGGGAAUUGUGCUAUAAUUUGGCAUCUGGAUCAAGAUAUGUAUUAUGCUUCAGGAGUACUCAAGUCAUUUAGUUUAAUAUAUGCUACAGCCACUGUAAAGAUAAACAUGACAAUCAUAACGAUUAAAGAUAACUGUACAGAAGCAACCAUUAGUUUUCCUCUAAUUAGUAGCAUGGAAGAACAAUCAGAGGCAGUGGCAGAUUACUACUGGGUAUGUGGGGGAAGAAGAUUAUGGGCCACACUGCCAAAAGGCUGGAAAGGCAUAUGUGCCAGAGUAAGACUGUUACAAGGGGUGACAGUGAUUGAAGGAGAAUUAAAUGAGAUUAAGCAGACCCCACUAAAAAGACAUAGAGUCAAAAGAGCCUAUGAAGCAGACCCAAAUGUAUACUUGGAUGUGAUUGGUCAGCCAAGGGGAAUACCAGAGAAAUAUAAAGCAAGAAAUGAAAUAAAGUCUGGAUUUGAGUCUAUAUUUGUAUGGAUAACCCCAAAUAAGAACUUAGAAUGGAUAAAUUAUAUUUACUAUAAUCAGCAGAGAUUCAUCAAUUAUACUGAUGAUGCCUUAGAUGCCCUGGGACAACAAUUGGGUCCCACAAGUAAAAUGACAUGGCAGAAUAGACAGGCACUGAAUUGGCUCCUAGCAGAAAAAGGAGGAGUGUGUGUAAUGUUUGGUUCUGACUGUUGUACUUAUAUUCCAAAUAAUACAGCCCCAGAUGGAUCAUUCACCAAAGCUAUGGAGAAACUGAAAAACCUGAGAGAAGAAGUGACCAAAAACGCUGGAGCAGACAUGCAAAAUUGGGAUUGGUUUAAUUCAUUUUUUGGGUCUUGGGGACAAUGGUUAACUAGAGUGGGCAUCAUAGUUGGCAUUGCUGUUGUUGUGUUUCUUUUGUUGUUUUGGAAUGUUAAAGGUUUUAAGCAGGUCAUUGUCCGUGUUACGAGGCAAUGCAACCAGACAAAGGGGACGAUAAAGAAAGAUUACUUAUUUUCAUCAUUUAAAUUCAUUAUCAGUAUAUCAUUUGUUUGUUCUUAAACACUGGAAAAAUCAUCAAAGUAUGUAAAGAAGAAAGGAUCGACGAGCACCUCAGUGCUUAGCAACACGAGUAGAUUCAACUGGAGGUUUAAAAACCCACCAUCUACUCCAACACCAGAUAGCGCUGGAGGGCAAGGGAGCUUGCCUGAGAGCUCCUCUGGCAACGAAGGACAGCAGCACCAGACAGCGCUCCAAGCUACCGGCAAUGCUUGGAGUUCCUCUGGCUACGAGGGACAGACCAGUGCAUCAUUUAUUACAUCAUUUUGUUUGUUUUAAUCAGUUAACUAAUCAUUCAUAUAUACUACAUAACCAUGACAACCAUGGGCAAGGCUUGGACAUCUCAUGAGCACGUGCAUUGACACAUAUUAUUGAUUUUUUGACCCCCAAGAAUGUAUAGAUAGGGAAGUAGAUUCUUUUACUCUUCUCUGGUCAAUAGUGAGGAGAGAUGUUUGGAUCUGACUUCCUCUGGAGUGCAGCAGCAUAAAGAAACCAUUUGGUAAAAAGUAAUGGUGGACCUUUAUUGGUUCAUAGAAGGAUAGAAGGAUGGGUGGAUUUAUGGUGUUGCACUCUAGGCAAAGGGUUUAGCGGUGAGGCUUGGUGAAGCCUCAGAGGGGGGAAUAUAUUGUGUAAUUUUAUUGAACGUUAUGUGAAAAUGAAAGUAAUGUGAAAAUGAAAGUAAUCAGUAUAUAAAUUAAUAUGCUGAAUUAUGUUAACCCUGGAUGUAGUGAUGGGGAAUGAUGAACGUAUAAUGGUCUUUUCAUUAGACAGUGGACCUUUCAUUAGACAGUACACCAGUGAACUUGAAAUAAUCUAAUAUUAUCAGGAACACGUAUAAUGGUCUUUUCAUUAGACAGUGGACCUUUCAUUAGACAGUACACCAGUGAACUUGAAAUAAUCUAAUAUUAUCAGGAACACGUAUAAUGGUCUUUUCAUUAGACAAUGGACCUUUCAGUAGACAGUAGACGUAAACAUGAAAUAAUCUAAUAUUAUCAG